AUGCCCUGUGUCGACCUCCACAGCAAGGCAGACUACGCUUCCAUCUACUACACCACCAACUCACCACACUCCAAUGUUGGUGGUUUCGAUCCGGAGAAGCCUACCAUUGUCAUUCUCCAUCCCAUCUUUCUAGAUUCCACAUGGCUGGACCUCCAAUUGGGCGACUCGCGCCUCAACAAGCACUACAAUAUCAUUGCCUUCGAUAUGCGGUGUUCUGGCAAGUCGCACUGUCGUCCAAGCGGUCGUCAUGAUAGUUGGGUGGAUUGUGCAGACCUGGCCUUUUGUUUUCAGAAAUUACACCUCCCACCCAGCCAUAUCCUCGCUCUUGAGGGGUCGUCAAUCUACUGUGCGCUUAGACUUGCCCUGCUUUUUCCCGAAAUGUGCCUCAGCUUGACGCUUGUGAACGUCCCUGCACCGGUGGAGUUGAAAUGGAUAUACAAGAAUCUAGACGAACUUGUUCACGGAGCGUGCUUUGCGGAGGAUCUUUAUUCGUUCGAGCAGUCUGCCUACGAUUGCCUGGAAUUCUUAUUUGGCCCAGCUUCUGACCGGGAUCUAAUCGAUGAGCUCAUCGCAUUUUGGGAGCUAAGCUUACCGCCUCGAAAACGUGCUCGUCUGGCAGAAACAACUAGCGUGUAUAUCAAUCGUUCCCCGUUAAGCCCGGACGCGUACGCGAUGAUCACCCAGCCUGUUCUCAUCAUCCAGGGUGAAAAGAACGAACUAUGUCCACUGAAGUAUGCCGAGAAACUUGUCUCGCAACUGACAGGUGUCAAAGAUGGAGCCAUUCUGUACACGGUCCGAGGUGGUACAUCAAUGCUCUCUGUCGUUCCUGGACACGCGUCCAUCGUAAACAGAGCUUUCGCCAACUUUUUGGCUCGACUACCUCAUCGUCGCUCAGACAUUGUCCCUCCCGAACUGCCAAUCAAGGAGCGGAUGCGGAUGGCUCUGAAAAAGCUGUCCGAGAUAACGGGAAACCCCCAAAUUGCAUCGUUGGAUCCGUCAUGUUCUAUCUCAUUUUCGCUAUUAUCUCCGGAAGUCGUCAAGAGUCAAACUGAGCUUGUUCGCCACUACCAAAAGGACGCAGACAUUGCGUUUUCUCCGAUGACCUUGGACGGCAAGCCGCUAAGAAAGUACUCCGAAAGAGAAAGGGUAGAGUGGUCACAUAUAGAGACUGGCAGUACAGCAAUUGUACCCCCAGAACGUGGCAAGGAGUCUGAACGUGUUUCCAAAUCGUCGUCACGGUCGGAUUCUCAACAUAACCCCGGCGACAGCCCCCUCAUGAAGACGGCUUUCUCGCCGACAUCCUCAGAAAUACAUAUACUCAAAGAGAUUAAGGUCGCUAACAUCACGCCAUUACAACGACUCAUGACGUAG
This is a messenger RNA of Cyclocybe aegerita, 1371 nucleotides long. The record is from the annotation of a GenBank genome assembly. NCBI's taxonomy places the organism in Eukaryota, Fungi, Basidiomycota, Agaricomycetes, Agaricales, Hemipholiotaceae.